Molecule: messenger RNA, 1494 nt
Organism: Bufo bufo (common toad)
Lineage: Eukaryota; Metazoa; Chordata; Amphibia; Anura; Bufonidae
Exons: 5
Coding region: 1-1494 (497 amino acids)
Source: RefSeq, a predicted model, not a curated record
AUGACCACCACAGGAGGCGGGGGCGGCCACAUCACGGGAGGCGGCCACACCACGGGAGGCAGGAAGCGGGGGCUGCCACACCACGGGAGGUGGGAAGUGGGGGCAGCCACACCACGGGAGGCGGCCACCACGAAAGGCGGGGGCGGCCACAACUUGGGAGGCGUGGGCAGCCAUACCACGGAAGGCGGGUCGGCCACACCAGGGGAGGCGGGGGUGGCCACACCACGGAAGGCGUGGGCGGCCACACCACUGGCGGCGGGGGAGGCCACACCACGGGAGGCGGACACACCACGGGAGGCAGCCACCACGGAAGGCGGGGCGGCCACAACUCGGGAGGCGUGGGCGGCCACACCACGGAAGGUGGGGGCGGCCACAACACGGGAGGUGGAGGCGGCCACAGCACGGGAGGCGUGGGCGGCCACACCACGGAAGGCGGGGGAGGCCACACCACGGGAGGUGGGGGUGGCCACACCACAGGAGGCGGGGCGGCCACACCACGGAAGUAGUGCAGGCAGUGCUGGGGCUAGUAGUGCAGGCAGUGCUGGGACUAGUAGUGCAGGGAGUGCUGGGGCUAGUAGUGCAGGGAGUGCUGGGGCUAGUAGUGCAGGGAGUGCUGGGACUAGUAGUGCAGGGAGUGCUGGGACUAGUAGUGCAGGGAGUGCUGGGACUAGUAGUGCAGGGAGUGCUGGGGCUAGUAGUGCAGGCAGUGCUGGGGCCAGUAGUGCAGGGAGUGCUGGGGCUAGUAGUGCAGGGAGUGCUGGGGCUAGUAGUGCAGGCAGUGCUGGGGCUAGUAGUGCAGGGAGUGCUGGGCCUAGUAGUGCAGGGAGUGCUGGGGCUAGUAGUGCAGGCAGUGCUGGGGCCAGUAGUGCAGGGAGUGCUGGGACUAGUAGUGCAGGGAGUGCUGGGGCUAGUAGUGCAGGGAGUGCUGGGGCUAGUAGUGCAGGGAGUGCUGGGCCUAGUAGUGCAGGGAGUGCUGGGACUAGUAGUGCAGGGAGUGCUGGGACUAGUAGUGCAGGGAGUGCUGGGACUAGUAGUACAUGGAGUGCUGGGACUAGUAGUGCAGGGAGUGCUGGGGAUAGUAGUACAUGGAGUGCUGGGACUAGUAGUGCAGGGAGUGCUGGGGCUAGUAGUGCAGGGAGUGCUGGGCCUAGUAGUGCAGGGAGUGCUGGGGCUAGUAGUUGCGGGACUAGUAGUGCAGGGAGUGCUGGGACUAGUAGUGCAGGGAGUGCUGGGACUAGCAGUGCUGGGCCUAGUAGUGCAGGGAGUGCUGGGGCUAGUAGUGCAGGGAGUGCUGGGACUAGUAGUGCAGGGAGUGCUGGGACUAGUAGUGCAGGGAGUGCUGGGACUAGUAGUCCAGGGAGUGCUGGGACUAGUAGUGCAGGGAGUGCUGGGACUAGUAGUGCAGGGAGUGCUGGAACUAGUAGUGCAGGCAGUGCUGGGGCUUUGACUGGAAGUCGCCGGUUGGUGGCGUCGGUCGGCGGCGUCGCUCGGUGA